CAUAGCAGGAAGCACAUACAGAACACAAGGCUCUUUCUCCCUUUCCAGGCUUUCAAGUUUCAAACCUCUUCCUGAAUUCAGUGAGUAGCUUCCUCUCAGCUCACAGAUGGGUGCUGCAAAGACUGAGGAGGCUUCCAUAGGCAUGCUGAAGAUAGAGCCCCCUACUCCAGACUGCCUGCAAGAAGUAGACAUGGGUAAAAAGCUUCAAGGAAAAUGUCUCAGAAUCAUCUCCUCUGAGUCUCCUGCUAAGCUUUACUGCUGCUAUGCAGUGAUCACAGUCCUCACUGUAGCAGUAAUUGUGCUUUCUGUUGCUUUGUCAGUGAGAAGAAACAAAUGGGUUGUGGAGAGCGGAGAACCUUGCUAUGCCACCUGCCCAAGUGGAUGGAUUGGAUUUGGGAGUAAAUGUUUUUAUUUUUCUGAAGACAUGAGAAACUGGACAUUCAGCCAGACCUUCUGCAUGACACAAGAGGCCCAUCUGGCUCUAUAUGACAGCCAAGAAGAGCUGAAUUUCCUGAAGAGGUACACAGGGGCUUCUGACCACUGGAUCGGCCUGCACAGAGACUCACCAGAGCACCCUUGGAGAUGGACAGACAACCCUGAGUAUAACAACUUGAUUCUCUCCGGUGGAGGAGGAGGAGAAGGUACCUACCUGAAUGACAGUAGGAUCAGCAGCAGCAAAGACAACAUACCUAGGAAGUGGAUUUGUAGCAAGUCCAACAGCUGUACUUCACAGCGCCCAGAAAUUUUAAAUCCAGGCUAGGGAAUGUGCCAAAGCAUGCGUGAGAAACAGAUGCUCUGUGACCUGCUAUCUACAGUUGCUGCUCUACUCCUGAUCUACCAAAUCGUUAUCAAACCCAUCAAUAGUAUGUGUUCACAGCAAUGAUGAAAACUGGCUUAGAGGAUUAUAGAUACAAGGAAUUAGGAGAGCACAGAUGACUCUAAAUCAAAUAGGGUUUGAGUAUGGGUUAAUACUCAUACUCACCUCUUCAACCUAAAUUAUAAACACAUUUGUGUUAGUGAAGUCCAAUUUAUGAUAAGAUAUAAAUUUGUUUAUUGAUUCUUGCUUUGAAUGCAAUAGACCUAAAAAGGUGGGGUGACUGAACCCAUGGAAAUGACUCAAUAAUCAAAAGAAGGAUGAUAAUUGGUAGGUGGCCUCCACAGAUUGUUAUAAACAUGGUCAUCAUUCAUCUACAAUAUUCAAUGACCAAUAUGAAGGUAGAUCUAAACAGGAUUAAAAUCAGUGCUGUUCACUCCUUGAUUUAAUAGCAUUGUAAAAUGAUUUUAGACCUUUUUUUCUCAGUUUUCAUUUUUAAAUUAAAACAGAAUAAGAAUAUGUUACAGGCAAAUGCCAUUUUAUUUACCCAAUUUAAUUUUUUUUGAGAAUUUCAUAUAUGAAUAAGCCAUUUGAAUUUUAUUCUUAUUAGGUUCGUUUCAGAUCAGGAGACAGUUAACUACUGAACCUCCUUCAAAAUAUUUGAUGCCUAAUCUUGUAAUCAUUUAGACAUUGUUAAAUUUUAAGAACAAAAUAUUUUUAAAAAUUCAGAUCAGGUGCUACACUGUACUGAUGAGUCCCAAGGAGGACGAAAUAGCAGGUCACAAGCAAUUCUUCCUUUGUCUACGGAUAUUUGAAUUCUACCUCCUCACGCAUGCUAGGCAAAUGCUGCACUACUGACGCUUACCACCAUCCCUUUUUGUAAAUGUUGUUUCAUAACAAGGCCACAGUUUAAACCCCAGAUGACUGGGAUUGUAGCUGUGUAUCACUACAGAGGACAUAGAUUUACUCCUAUCAAGUUUUGGGUCAGGCACAGGGACAUGGCUCUGAAGGUAAAGGCACUUGCCACUAAGACGGACACCUGAGUUUGACACCUGGACCCACAAGUUGGAAGCGAAAACCUUCUGCAACCAAGUCCUGUGACCUCCAAAUUUGCACCGUACACAUUCACACACACAAAUAAAUAUUGAAAUUAAAUAAAUAUUCUAAAGUUC
This is a messenger RNA of Psammomys obesus (fat sand rat), 1986 nucleotides long. RefSeq names its product C-type lectin domain family 2 member E-like. Lineage: Eukaryota; Metazoa; Chordata; Mammalia; Rodentia; Muridae. The record is from RefSeq and is a predicted model, not a curated record. The transcript has 5 exons. The coding region runs from base 107 to 760 and encodes 217 amino acids. Gene Ontology annotation, cellular component: external side of plasma membrane.